ACUAGUCAACAGAUCAAGCGGAUCAUCAAGGAGGUCAAGGAUCUAAUGAGUGCUGCAAAAGUCUUAUCCAAUCGCAUGAAACAGCUGGCAUAUUCAUUAAAAGAAUUCAAUUUCGAGUGCAUCGGCACGGCCCAAACCGAUGAUGAAUUGGUCAUCUGUGAGAGUCUAAAGCAAUUUGGUGAUAUUAUCAGUAUGAUAGAGGAUGAACGGGAGAAAAUGUUGACAUUAGCCGAUGAACAUAUCAUUGAACCUCUGGAGGAUUUUCGUAAAAAACAAAUCGGCGGCGUCAAGGAGAACAAGAAAAAGUUCGAUAAGAAAACAGAGAAAUUCUGCCAAUCACAGGAACGUUUCCUAAAUAUGUCAACAAAAAAGCCAGAAAAUACAAUACAAGAG
Molecule: messenger RNA, 393 nt
Organism: Musca vetustissima
Lineage: Eukaryota; Metazoa; Arthropoda; Insecta; Diptera; Muscidae
Product: rho GTPase-activating protein Graf-like
Exons: 3
Cellular component (GO): cytoplasm
Molecular function (GO): protein binding; GTPase activator activity
Source: RefSeq, a predicted model, not a curated record